Laetiporus sulphureus 93-53 is the source of this 357-nucleotide messenger RNA. RefSeq lists its product as uncharacterized. Bases 1 to 357 code for a protein of 118 amino acids. The record is from RefSeq and is a predicted model, not a curated record. Lineage: Eukaryota; Fungi; Basidiomycota; Agaricomycetes; Polyporales; Laetiporaceae. The transcript has 3 exons.
AUGUCCCUCACAGUGGCGUUUCUGCAGCUUACUUAUAAUAGGAAGCAGGGCAAGGUCAACUACAAGGGUGCUUCCCUUGCCAAACAGCUUGGUCUUCCCCAGGACACUUCUGUUGGUGAAUACGAGGAGCACCUCUUCAUGCUCCCUUGUCUUCGAUCAGUCCCAGUCAUUUUGGUCAAGAAGAAAGCAGCUGCCACCACUAAGCUACAGAAGAAGCUUAAAGAGCUGGCCAAGAAAGAGCUGGCUGUGACCAGUCAUAUGUUAAAGAUUCUGCCAUAUCACUUUGAUCUCAUCACCACUCGCACCUUCAAGUGUGCUCACAUUGAAGACUUGAAGCCUGAAAUUGAGCACUUCUGA